CUCCCCAGAGCAGGGCAGGUUUUGGGGUCCCCGGGCUUCUCCUUCCCCAGCUCCGGACCCCGUGGCGGGGGUGACCCCCGCCCUGAGGGCUCCCCGGCCCCCCCCCAGGUUCAAGUUCGACUACACCAACGAGCGGGCGCUGCGGCGGACGCUGCAGGAGGAGCUGGUCAAGGACAUCCUGAGCAACGCGCACAUCCAGAACGAGCUGGAGCGCGAGUUCGAGAAGAUGCGGGAGGACCGCGAGGUGCUGCGCGUCAUCUUCCCCACGGGGGACAGCAAGGUGGUGCUCCCCUGUAACCUGCUGCGCAUGAUCUGGAACGCCCAGAAGAUUUUCCACAUCAACUCCCGCCUGCCCUCGGACCUGCACCCGGUCAAGGUGGUGGAGGGGGUGAAGGAGCUGAGCCGCAAGCUGGUGAUCGUGAACGGGGAGGACCCGCUGAGCCGGCAGGCGCAGGAGAACGCCACGCUGCUCUUCAACAUCCACCUGCGCUCCACGCUCUGCAGCCGCCGCAUGGUGGAGGAGUUCCGCCUCAGCGGGGAGGCCUUCGACUGGCUGCUGGGAGAGAUCGAGUCCAAGUUCAACCAGGCCAUCGCACACCCUGGGGAGAUGGCGGGGUCAGUCUGUGGGGUUCAGGGUCAGUUUGUGGGGUUCAGG
Oxyura jamaicensis (ruddy duck) is the source of this 655-nucleotide messenger RNA. Its product is annotated as DNA-directed RNA polymerase II subunit RPB1-like. The annotation marks the transcript as partial. Lineage: Eukaryota; Metazoa; Chordata; Aves; Anseriformes; Anatidae. The transcript is spliced from 4 exons. The record is from RefSeq and is a predicted model, not a curated record. Gene Ontology annotation, molecular function: DNA binding; DNA-directed RNA polymerase activity. Gene Ontology annotation, biological process: DNA-templated transcription.